CGGCUUUCUCGUUGUCUGGACCCGAGGCAUGCGAUGUUUUACCAAAGUCUAUCGUCCUUGUUUAAGGUUCCUGUCCGCAGCCCAGGCACACAACGCGCUGCCUUUCGCCGUGUGUCGCAUCAGAAACAGCGGAGUGGGAAGAGCCUUUUCUCGAUGUUUUGUCACCCGCUCCUGACCCUGUUUUUCCACAGCGAAAUGGAUAUAACGGUGUCAUGGUCAGUUGCAGAUGCCAGCACUCUAUCCCGGGACGGGAACAUGGGACGGGCUGUACAGCCGCUUCCGUUCUUGCUUUUCCUCUUGAUUUUCGACCCCCUCUAUUGGUAGGCGAAACACAGUUUCUGUCGCCCUGUCGCCACCAGAAAGCUUUCCACAGGAAGAUGACGUGAGCUGCUCCUCGGUGUUUUUCCUUUAUGAAAGCCUUGGAUCCUUGGGACCCUGCAUCGAGCGUUCAAGCUUCGUCCCGGUGAAAUUCAGAAGGCAGACUUCCCUUACGAGUCACCACAGCUCAGCACUCCCUUACGCUCACUCUGCUGUCGUUUUGUAGGCUCGAUCGCCUUAACCGGCCCGAGCCACAGGGCAGUCACCACAAAAACACCGAAUGACUGUGUUUGACUGCGGCGCCAGAAGUUGUGUUGUUUAGCGGGUCUCCAAUAACUGAAACGGGAUAUCUCGAGCAUCGAGGGCAAAAUUUGCUGCUUAAGCUCAAACACUGCAGCUGACCUGGUGAAGUGCCGUCGCAUCUCCACCCUUCCACCCCCCACCCGGGACUGAAAACGGCACAAAGCCAGUGGGUGUUCCGCAAGCGACCUUCGUGCCGGGGCCGGGGAGGCUGGCGCUGCAAAGGGUAACGCUGUUCUCUAAAGGCGAGUGUUGUGGGUGGUCGCGAGAAAGCACAAUGCAUCGCGGCAUCUUGCUCGUCUGGUUCUUUCUCUGUACAAUUGUUGACAUUUCGUGUAUUUUGCUUGGAGGCUCGCAGCAGCUCUAUUUUGUGCGUAGUGGAGGGAAGUGAACGGAGGACCUUCGCAGAUGUGCCCUCGACACGUGUGCACCAUCGGCUACUCCAGUCAGGCCGUCUCACUGCCCUACGAAUUCUGAUCCUUUCUGUCAGUAUCUUUGUUGCUGUGAUUUCUGUUGCAAUUCUCUAUCGAGGAGCUAAUCGAGUGGCCCACCACAUCGUUUGCCGCACCAGCCGUCCACUCGCACGAGUUCGCCACGUCCGCUGAAUCCCCCCUGUCCGGCUGUCUGUGCAAGAUCUUGCUUUUUCCACGUGCACGACAGCAUCGAUCCUCCACAAUUUCUUCCCUCCACUCUGCCAGUUCGUCUCGGUUUUUUUGCCUUGGGUGCCUGGCGCGCGGGAACAAGGUCACAUUGCUGUAGCGAGACCGUGGCAUGCGGCACCAAUUCGCAGCUUUCUUUUUGGCCUGGGACGCGCGUGGCCGUCUCGACUCGUGACGUUUCUUUGAGAAUCUGAAAGGCAGCUAUAAUUCAGGCGCUCCUAUUUGUUCGAAUCCAAGGGGUGUGUCUUUCUUUGCGCCUCUGGCGUCCGCGCGUGUAGCGGGCACGGGGGAGUCGACACGCUGGUUUUGACCCGCGUCUCCAUGUGGGCGUUAUCUUUUUUGUGUUUCCGUUGUGGGUUGCGAGCGCGAUAGCGACAAGCGCGUGGUGUGGCCGGUCUACGUUUGCUGAGGAUACACACUGUUUUCCUCUGUGCUAAAAGACUGCGUCCGCGACAUCAAAGCAGCCGUCGCUUACCCUUUGUUUUCUGCUCGUUUUCUGUCCUUUCUUACGGUUUUUCCUUCUCCUUCAGCGAUUCGACAUGUGCUGAGCUGCGAGCACACUCUUUCUAGUUUUGGAGGCAACCAGUCCGCUUUUGGGUCUCCUCACUCUGCUAGAAUGUCUCCCCUCUUCUCCGCUGCGAAUUUGCGGCCGCGUUUGCCGCCCGUCUCCUCACAAGGCGUGAGCGGAUCUUCCGCAGGGUCCUUGUCUCAGUCAUCUGAUUUUUCUUGUCCUCCGCAGCACCCGUCCCAUCCCGCAUCCUUAGGUAAGCAACCCCCCCCCGCGUACUAUGCGCUCUCCGCGCGAAGCCCAGUGAAGCCUCCGUCAGUUCCGAGUUUCCCCGCUUCUGGGGCGGUGCGCGUCGCUCCCGCAACCAGCUCUUCUUUCCCUAGCGAAGCAGCUUCACCCCCGUCGCGGCGGAACUCGUCUUCAGAUGGGAUGCAACCCAAUGCGCCUGUCACGAACGGUGUCAGCUCAGGUCCUUCACAGACCCGCGUGGGUCGCGACUCGAGUCGGCGAAAUGAAGCCCAAAACGGCAAAGGACCGGGGCCGCGCGUCCCACCCCUUCAGCUCCAGACGCGGGUCUCGUCAUUGCCGCCUCCCUCCUCGGCUGUUCGACUGAACGCAAAAAUUCAUCAGCGGGAGCAAACCGAAAAUGGAACCUACGUUGCAGCCGCCGCGUGGAUGCGCGCCACAGAGGCCGCGCGCUUGCUUCUAGGCGAGUCCAAGGGCGGGAAUUCGGGGGUUCCGACACCCGCGGCCGCUGGCCGUUCUGGCAGCCCCAAGACUCAGAGUUUCUCGCGCGCGGGGAAGCGGUCGGGUAUGACACCGUUCGGGGACUUCGACGGUGCGGUUGGACCGGGAGCCAACGACGAAAAAACGAUGGAGCUCGAAGCGGAGCUCAAGGAGCUCCGCGGGAAGCUGGCCGAGCAGGAGAGGCAGGCUGCGGACCGCGUGCGCGAACUGGAGAAGCGGGAGCGAGAGUUGUUCGGGAGAGUGCAGGAACUGGAGGAACAAAGUGCCCUGCAGGCUCAAGUGAGGGACGGCUUCAGCGAACUGCUCGACGCGCAGCAGCAACUCCAGCAGCUGCAGCGCGAACACCGGCAACUCCAGCAGCGCGAGCAAGAGCUUGUGGAGAAGGAGAGCGAACUGCAAAGACAGCUGGAGCAGCACCAGAGAGAACUUCAGCAACUCCAUCAGGAGGUGAAGGAGCUUCAGAGACACAGAGCUGCGGAGAUGCGGACGAACGGAGUGGUCGAGGCGUCGCUUCACGAGGCGGAGGAGCAGCGGGCGCAGGUUCAGCAGCUGGAGCGGAAAGUGAGGGACCUCGAGAAACUCCACAGAGACGCGACAGAGAGAGAUGCAAUGCGCAUUCGUGCUUUGGAGGAAGAGAACAAAUUGCUGAAGAGAACCAGUGGUGCUGCGGCGUCAAAUCCGAGCAGCGGAGGAAGACAGCCGCUGUCCGACUCGUCCUUUCAACUCCACUCACUUCAACAGCUGCAGGCGAAGCUCCAGGGUUUGAAGCAGCGGCACCUGCAGGCUCUCGAGGCUGCGGAGUCUCAGCGACAUUCAGAGGCUGUGGAGGGGAACGAGACCAAGCCGACAGAUGGAGAGACUGGGGACCAGGCGAGUGCCUCCGCCGUGUUCGACGACUUCGACUUGCUGCUCCAGAAACUUGCGGCUGCGCAAGAGCCAGAAGCCAGUGGCUCAGGUGUGCAUGCCCUCGGUGCUUUGUGGGGCGGGGCGUCUCGACGGCGGAGCCUAAGUCGAUGCAGCAGUGCAAGUCGACUUGCGGCGCCCCCACUCCCACCUGGAUCUGGAGAUAACACUGCGAAUGCGGCGGGAGUCGCUCUUUCCACUGUUUCUGGACAUGCAGCAACCACCGGAUCACUCUUCCUCCCUGGCGGCGGGAGGCUUCUUCCCCCCACUCCGUCUGCCUGCUCGUCUGUCAUCUCGGAUAGCGUCGCUCGCAGCAGUGUGGGCCGCCGCCUGAUGAGCACGGGGGUCAUUGCGGCAGCCGUCCAGCAAGUUCAACAGGCCGUAGCGAAGAGCAUGGAGACCGACGCACUUGCGCGCCAGAAGGUAGCGGACCUGCGGAAUUUUCACAGAAAGAGCUUCAGUGAGCUUACCACGAGGCUCGCAGGAACUGUCGCCAUGGCGAAUUCGCUCGCUGGCUCUCGAGGUGCCACAUCGGCGACCCCCAGUCAACUGAGCGUCCCGUCAAAUGCACACAAGGUGCCAGAGGCUUCUGAAAUUCCCUCGUGUUCGUCGACUUCUAUGACGUCGACAAGUUCAAUUCUUCCGUCGGCUGUGGCGUCCGUUGCCGGUCCUUCUCCCGCCGUGCAUGCUUACCCAACGGCAUUAACGACCCCUGUGCACGAAAGUUCAUCGGGACUCCGCUCGCAGUUCCACGCAGAUGCAGGAACGCUAGGAGUUGAUCAGGGGACCAGCCCGAGUUCGCUUUUAGCGUCUCCUUUCAUGCAGUCACCUCCAGUCGCUGACCUCUCGUCUUCACCUGCAGGCGAAGCGAGCGCCGGGCCGCCGCGGCCUACUAGUGUGUUUAGUGUUAACGUAGAUGCUGUUAAUGCUGGAGACAGCGUUCCAGUAGUAGAGUCUCAGGACCGUGGCAACGGUGACUUGGCGCCGAGUGUUGUAGAUUCCUCGUCUGCACAUGAAAACGAGACAGUGAAGCCAGAAAAUCGCAGUGAGAUGGUGACUAGGGUUGCUGCGGAUGGCGAGUUGGAUCCAGUUUCAACAGGGGCAGGCUCAUUUUCCCCCGGGGCUACGUUAGACUCAGGUAGCGCGAUCGCCCCGCCUUCCGCUGCGUUUCCGUGCGCUGUGACACCACCUUGUGGGAUUUCUCUACCUCCGCCCGUCAGUUGUGCUUCUCCGGCUUCUGUUCCCAUGAAGCGCCCUUUUGAAGUACCGCGGCAACUUGCGGGGCCUUUCUCAACCGUGUCGCGCCUGUCUGGUGCAAAUGGCCAGACCAGAGAGCCAGGUCGAGAUUUUUUUGGUGUAACACGUGGCGUGGUUCCCUCCGUUUCUGCUCACGCCGUCCGGUCGACGCAGGCCAUUCCUGCGUUUGUGUCGCCGCCGCCGAUGCGACCGGAAGUCCCCACUGGUCCGCUUAUCUCCGCCGCAAGUCCUGGCGAUGCUGGCGAGUGUCCAAGAGACAACGGAGAGCGGCAGGAAAACCUUCCCCCGGUCAGUGGAGUGAUGGAUUUGGCUAACGGGACCGAUUCGGCACCGGUGGAGGUAGGCCUGGAGUCUUGGCAUGCGUCGCACCACCAAGGAAAGCUUUUGAAUGGCCUAGACGGUCCUUCCGGAGGCAGUGGCGAUGGUUUUUCCAAAGAGGGACUCAAGCCACUUCACGCAGCUACUGUGCCUGGUGGCGGCUGCCAAAUGUUGCCCCCUAUGUCAUCGUCUGGUGGCAAACAGCCCGACAACGUAGACUGCGGAGUGCCUUCCAGCGUGCCGUGUGCUGGGCAAGCAGAGAACGGUGGAAGUGAGCACACACCGUUGAGAAUGGAGGGAAACACACGGGCGUGCUCCCAAACGGCCUUACCAGUGGCCGUUUCACCUCCGAAUGGGGUACUUCACCCGCAUGUGUCUCAAGCACAUGGGCAGACCUUUCCCGAUUCACUUCAGGACAGCAAGUGUCGAAACGGGUUUGCAUCUGCGGUUCCAAAGCCUCAGCCAUCACAAUCACUUCCUACACUGCAGCUGUCUGUCCGACCACCAGGCCCUUUUGGGGUAGGCCCCGAGACUUUAGGCGUGACGAAUAAGCAGCAGAUUGGGACUGCAGAUGAUAUUGGUGCUGAGGGGAAAGGAUUUUGGGAUGAGGAUGAUUUAGAUGAGUGGAACAUUGACGAUGUGCCUGUUCAGCCUCGAUUCGACCGCGACGGCCCCCUCCAGGUUCCUCAGCAGGCACCGUCAAGCCAAUCAACAAGUAGUCAAUUGCCCGUCAGCCAGCCUUCUUUAGAUAGUUCGUCUGCUAGUCCACAGGCCGCUGACAGCUUCAGUAUCGGUCAGAUGCAUUCGAAGGAUUCUGAGAAAAUCUGUGGCUUAGGAAGUAUAGUGGCUAGAUCUGGACAGGGAUUGCCAGCAGGCAUGUGGCAGGUCUCAACACAGCACCAACAGCCACCUGAGGGGUCUCACGAAAGUCUUGUAGUGAUGCCAUCGGCGCAGCAACGCCCAGCCAGUGCCGGACACCGUCCUAUAGAGGAUCUCUUCAGCUGAGAGACCUCUCGGCGGGAAAAGUACAAGGGGUUGCUGCUACAUCGGAGUACACAGUGGAGAGGUAAAAGUCGCCUCCCGGUUCUGAGAACCCAAACUGAAGAUGCGUGCAGACCAGGUAGUGACACGAAGACGUUUCGUUGUACCGUUGAUCUCCGACAGCGAUGGCAAGGAACCGAGUCGAUAAAGAUCAGUCUGCACGAAAAACACCCAGUACCAGAUUUUUCGACGCUGUGUUCAUCCGGUAGACGCUGCAGCAGGGCAGAGAAGCAAGUGGGUAUACAGUUGCUUCGGCGAUGAGCAGUCGAACCGACUGUGGCUCUGGUAUGGAAAUGCCGGUCAUCGAAGUUCUUUUCAGUGUAUUGUCCUUCGUGCGAUUCAUUAACGAAUCAAUGACGCUCGUCGAGGCAUGGUUGGCACACGUUAAAAUGAAAAAGGAACAUUCUAUGAGUUUCUGUUUGUGUACGAGGACUCGUGUCAUGCGGCCAUUCAGACGUGUUCCUGUGACGUGGAGCGCGAAGUCUUUUGUCUGAGAUAGUUCAAUCGGGUACCGUGUUUUGCAGUUGAUGAACGAAAACAAGUGAAUGUUUCGGCCGAGCGCGUGUGUAUGACAGACAGUCUAAAUGGAGAUAAGGGCACUGUCCUUGAAUAAAGUGUGCGAUGGAGUUCACUGGUCGUGUGAGGAUGGUGUUGAAGGCCAGACUUUCCCUUGCAAGCACGUAUGCUAUCUUUCUAAAUAAUCAAGGUCUGUUGUUUCCCGGGGUGGUGUAGGGAGCCGAAUACUGAGUUUUCCAGCCAUCAAAAUGGUUACACACGAGGUACUGUUCUCACGUUCGUUCUGUCCUUUGUAUAGUCUCUAGCGCAAAAUGUCGAUCUCAGUCGUGCAGCGGUUGUGGCGCAUCAGUAAAGGCAGUUCGAUCUCCCUGCUUAAAUAUUGGUUCGUUUGUGGAAAAAUAACAAAUCAAACGUACAGCUUUGAACCCCCCCUGUUAGUAGUAUUGGGCGAUUUGUGCAGAUAGUCAUGUUUACAGUGGCACAAUUCAAGGGUUGCGCAAGUAGCCUUGGUCAGUAUAAACACUGGAAGAGACAGUCUGUACCACGGAGUUGGCAUACUGGACAGGAAUGGCAAGGCAAGCGGAACCAGUAAAGCGAAAUGCUACAGAGUUUGUCGCUUCUGUUGCGUCGGCGACUUGCUUUCUUGGUAUCGUAGAAGUCGAAGCAAUUUCUAGUUUCGGGCUCGUGUGUAGGACAAGUCGGGGUGGCGGACUAACGCCGAACGUAGAGCGUCAUCCGACGUUUCCGCACACAGCUGGGGUUUGGUGGACAUAACAUGUUCUCUGUUGCAAGAGUGCUGUCGAGUAAAUCACCUAACCGCAGGCAGGCGGUUUUGACGAUGUCCAAAGGCUUCCCAAUCGCGUUUCUCACGUUCUCAAAACUUCAUCACUCCUCUCCCCAUUGUGAGGUAUAGGACUCGAACAACCUGAGCGGCGGGUUACCACUUGUCUUUUAAAAAUUGAUUGAAACGUAACCCCGUGUUACCAUAUGAGAGAUGCUCCCCGCGAGACAUGGCAUGCAGUGCAUAUAUAGAGUUUAGAAUUUACUUGGUUUCACAGUUUACUGUACGUUAUGGGACUGCCGGAAAGUGCAGGUGUCGGAAGGUGCACUGGCAAAUUUCAACAGCACCGCAUGACUGUCCGUGCCUCACGCACCAACCUUCUCAUGCUGAAAGAUGAGGCACGAAGCUCUGAGUACCUCGGAAUCUCAAAAAUGUCAUUCAGGUUGCACCACUAUGUUGGCCUUUUGGCAUCGCUCUGGCAUUCUUCUUGUGAGCAUACACAGUUGUCAAACUAGAAUACUACGCGUAUCCUUCGGGUGAGCCUUUCACGGAUUUAGGCAACUAGUCUGCCUCAAUUCAAAUUCCGUUUAUCUCUAACAAAUCUUGGGACAGAAGGAAGAAAGACUGAGCAGGCGUCAUCACAGGUGCUGCGCUGCGUAUGUGUUGCGUUUAUUGUGGUAUCGAGGGACAAGACAAUCAUGGGACAGCUGAUAAUCCAUAUAAUUUCUUUCGGGUGUGAUUCGCAUCUGGAUGCUAGGAAUAUAAACCCGGUUCGUAACAUGCUAGUGGACCAAGAGCUUGUGAGGUCGGUUCCGAGAGUUGCAUAACCGGCAGUGACUAAUUACUUCAUUCUCGGGAGAGACGGAGCUAACAAAUGGGAGGAUCUUCAGCUGAGUACCCGCAACAGGUGUGUGGCGCAUGCCAGUGCCAUGAUCGACUAGAUUCCUUCGUAGUUCGUGGUUGGAACACGUAGGAACUUAAUGAAUGUACUCGUUAUUCUUUUCAUGGGCAUGCGUUAACGAUACAGCAGGAUAGUGCCUGUUAGAGGCAGAUGGUGUGCCCGCUAUCCCUGUAUUUGAUACAACACCAGGAGAUGGCGUCAUGCAAUUCUCUGAUUUCUCAGUGUAUGUGGAAGCUCCUUUAGUUGUUGAGUCUUACACCUUCCACUUCGCCACGCGCAUGGCUGUUUGGAAAUGCCAGCAAACACUGUGUGUUCUAAACUGCCAGCGGCGAAACACAGCUCUGACGGCGGUUGUGUGUCUCUUCGUGUGUGUGUCACGAACACAAGUUACACAGGAAAACGCAAGAGCGGCGGCACGACAAGGUCGUUUUUGGGCGUGCUUCGGUUGUGAUUCGUGGUCGCUAUGGCUUUCGCCCGCGAAACAAUCUCGAGUUUUUUUCGUAGCACUGUUUCGUACACACUCCGCAGUAUCGCCGUCUCAAUCCGAGUAGCCUUUAGAAAUUUAUGUGUGCUCGCUUCGAACGUGAAUGUGACUUUCUGCGUAAUAUAAUGUUGUUGCGGCUUCCAGUAGUUGUGAAUAAUAUCUGCUAGAUGGAUACUGAGGCGGUGCCCACCCCUGUUGACCUUCAAGGAGAGCUGCCAAGAGAUUUGGCCCUGUACAGAUAUACGGAUUCUCGGUUGUGGGUUGAUGUGCGCGUGUAGCCGCCGUUCUCCCACACUUUGCUCGCUGUAUCCGUUUUCAGGCAUUUUUUGUUGAGUGAACAGGGAGGAACUGAGAACACGAGUUUUCAGACGGUUCAUAAACACUUCGCAAAAUUCCGCAAUGGAAUCUCGACAAUCUGGUCCAGCGGAAAAAAAGCUGGAAUGUUGUGCUUUGGGGGCAUUAUUCGUUAAGGAAUACAUCGGUGCGCGGUGUUUCGCGUACCUUCUCGCAUGGCGGUGUGUCCGAGUGGUUAAGGAGAUGGACUCGAAAUCCAUUAGGCUCUGCCUGCGCAGGUUCGAAUCCUGCCGCCGUCGAAGCCGUAUAUGAAGAGCUAGAUAUUCGUGCGCUAAAAUAGCUGCUUACUCUGAAGCAACUGAUAACGAGAAGACAUUUGAAAGUCAUUCAUGUUCGUAUGGGCCUCGUGCAACGUGACGAUAUCUCUUAACACUUUUACUAGGAAACCGCCACAAAUGUGUUGAAGGGUGGACCGUACACUAAGAAUUGCAAUCACGAUGAAUACUGCUAACUACUAGGCUGCACUUCGAGAGGAGUAGUCUGGGUUUGCAGGUUGCUUCCAGGAGGUUUUUAUUGAUAAAGGUGGGCGCACAACACCUGGCAACUUCCCGACCUCGGUGUGCGUGUAUCCUCUACCACCACGGCCUCCGCAA
Toxoplasma gondii ME49 is the source of this 9680-nucleotide messenger RNA. RefSeq lists its product as hypothetical. Lineage: Eukaryota; Apicomplexa; Conoidasida; Eucoccidiorida; Sarcocystidae. The coding region runs from base 1894 to 6015 and encodes 1373 amino acids. The record is from RefSeq and is a predicted model, not a curated record. The transcript has 3 exons.